Molecule: messenger RNA, 1131 nt
Organism: Hibiscus syriacus
Lineage: Eukaryota; Viridiplantae; Streptophyta; Magnoliopsida; Malvales; Malvaceae
Exons: 6
Coding region: 1-1131 (376 amino acids)
Source: RefSeq, a predicted model, not a curated record
AUGUUAGAUGCUUUAGCAAAUGGUAUUUUUCUUGACAAAUUACCCAAAAAGGCCUUUAACAUACUUGACAGGAUAGCCAACAAUGACUAUCAAUUUCCCUUUUCAAGGUUUGGAACCAGAAGUAAGGUAAUUGGGACAUUCGAGUUAGAUGCUAAGGAUUCAGUGUCUCCCCAACUUUCUGCCAUAAUAAAUAUAUUGAAGAAUCUACAACGUUCCAGUGAGGUGAAGGAAGUUAAAAUGGUCAGUUCUGCAUCAAAAGAAGUCAGACCCUCACCACUCUUCACUCAAAGACUGAAAAAGCAAAAUGAUGACAUUCAUUUCAAGAAGUUCGUUAACAUCAUUGACCAGCUAUACAUAAAUGUCCCACUUCUUGAGGCCAUUGAUCAGAUGGUGACCUAUGCUAAAUUUCUCAAGGAUAUUGUUACAAAGAAGAGAAAUGUGGAAAUGUUUGAAACUGUUGUCAUACUAAAAGAAUAUUAUUCUACACUCACUAAACAUCCAUCGAAACGAAAAGAUCCUAGAAGCUUUGUUAUUCCAUGUUCUAUCGUUGACCGGUCUCACGUUCGUCUCGAGGGAAGAAUUAAGGAUGUCAUAGUAAAAGUUGACAAGUUUUUAUUCCCUGCUGAUUUUCUUAUUCUUGACUGUGAGGACGACGACAAUGUGCCCAUCAUAUCGGGGCAUCUUUUUCUAGCCACUGGUCAUAUUCUCAUCGACUUUGAGAAGGGAGAAUUUACAAUGCGUGUACCCGAUCAGAGUUUGAAGGACUAUGAGAGACUUACUGAAGAUGAAGUAUUUGCAGAGUAUGAGGAGUUUUCAUCAGAGGUGGAUCAUUUUAGCUUACUCGUAGCUAGAAAAGAUAUAGUGGAAGACUUCUUGGAUAUCUUUAUGGACUAUUUUUCUGUCUCGGGCGACAACUUUGACAAAUGCCUUGGCAACUUGGCUAAGUUAGUGUAUAGAAAGGCGUGCCAUCUUCCUGUCGAGCUGGAGCAUAAAGCCUACUGGGUGAUUAAUAAGCUCAACAUGGACGCCCAACUGGCUGGUGAGAAAAGAUUCCUAGAGCUAAAUGAAACAGAGGAGUUUCACGCUCAGGUUUAUGAGAAUGCCUCCUUGUACAAAGAGAAGACCAAAUGA